Raphanus sativus (radish) is the source of this 697-nucleotide messenger RNA. Its product is annotated as 40S ribosomal protein S26-3. The transcript has 5 exons. Gene Ontology annotation, biological process: translation. Lineage: Eukaryota; Viridiplantae; Streptophyta; Magnoliopsida; Brassicales; Brassicaceae. The coding region runs from base 155 to 547 and encodes 130 amino acids. Gene Ontology annotation, molecular function: mRNA binding; structural constituent of ribosome. Gene Ontology annotation, cellular component: ribosome; cytosolic small ribosomal subunit. The record is from RefSeq and is a predicted model, not a curated record.
AAACACUUGAUCAAAGCCCAUCGUAAUCAAACCUAAAACAGCAAGCAGUGCGUGAAGAUAUAAGAAUCGAUUUUAGGGUUUAAAUCCUCAACCUGUCGCCGUAACGAAGAAGAGAACAGAUCGCAGAAGGCUUGAAACUCUUUUGCUUGCAAACAUGACUUUCAAGCGUAGGAACGGUGGCAGGAACAAGCACAACCGUGGUCACGUGAAUCCCAUCAGGUGUUCCAACUGCGGGAAAUGCUGUCCCAAGGAUAAGGCGAUUAAGAGAUUCCUUGUCAGGAACAUCGUUGAGCAGGCUGCUAUCAGAGAUGUUCAAGAAGCCAGUGUCUACGAUGGUUACACUCUCCCAAAGCUGUACUCUAAGGUGCAAUACUGUGUUUCAUGUGCUAUCCACUCUCACGUUGUGAGAGUUCGAUCCCGCACCAACCGUAGGGUUCGUACCCCUCCUCCCCGUUUUGCCAGACGCAAGGAGGAUACUCCUAAGCCUGGACAACCUGGUCAGGCCCCUCGCCCUGCUGGUGGUGCCCCUGCUGCUCCUCGUACUUAAAAGACUGCAAGGAGCUGGCCACUCAACUCUUAAUAUUAUAGUUUCAGUCUCUGGGCUGUCUGGAAUUUUUGAACAUGUUCUCUACAUCUGGUUAGAGAUGAUUUUGUAACUUCGAAUUCUUUGAGACCAAUCUAUCAGUUCAUUUCGACA